AGUGGCGAAUCAACGAAGCAAAUCAAAAUCCGGGGACUAGCUGUCAGAACCGGGACAUUUCCUGAGUAAUGCGGAUCGCUGUCCUCUUUUAAAAUGAUAGCAAGUUGUGUGUGUUUGGGGACACUUCCGCUAGUAUUUCCGUAGGAUGCUACGUGAAUGAAGCUUUCACGUUAUACCGAAGUCGUUCUCCGCACCUCUCGUAGGUAGGCUACGCACAGCGCCACCGGCUGAUUGUCCACUCUACGGUUUGACAAGCGGACGAGACGACGAUGAAAUUUGAGCUCCAGUGAAUAGCGAGGCAGUCCACAAUACGUCGUGAACAGCUGUGGAAGUGACGCUUUAGCCAAGAUAGCUACUGUGUGUACCGCACCAAGGAUGCUGCAAAUCGGGGACGGGCAGGCUUGCUUCUCGGCGGUGUUUCUGCUAGUUCUGCUCGGAACCAGGAGCGCCGUCUGUUCCUCGGUCUUCACGGCUGCCCUCUACGUGUUUCUGGUGAUGUUUAGAUACCCACAGGUUCCGCAUAGCCGAACAAGGCAGGUUUUUCGCCCCAGUGUAGGCGCAAAUGAUGGGAUCUCCGUGAUCGCACACAGGGGUGGGGGACACGACGCUCCGGAAAACACCCUGGCAGCGAUUCAGGAGGCCAGCAGGAACGGGGCGACGGGUGUGGAGCUGGACCUGGAGUUCACAGCAGACGGGAUUCCGGUCCUGAUGCACGAUGAGACCGUGGACCGCACCACCAAUGGGUCAGGACCGGUGGGGAAACUGCGCUUCGUUGAGCUCAGGAAGCUGGACGCCUCUGCUAAGCACAGGCUCAGGGACAAGUUUCCGGGACAGAAGGUUCCUACUCUGCAGGAGGCUGUGGAAGAGUGCAUCAAACACCAUCUGACCAUCUUCUUUGAUGUCAAAGGUCAUCCAGAUGAGGCAGCCACUGCCCUCAGAGUGAUGUAUAAGAAACACCCGACCCUCUACAACACAAGCAUCGUUUGCUCGUUUGAACCGAAGGUGAUCUACAAGAUGCGGCAGGCGGACCCCGCCGUGGUGACGGCGCUCUCCCACCGGCCGUGGAGCCUGAGUCGGCUGGGCGACGGCACGCCGCGGUUCGAGUCGCCGUGGAAACACUACUGGAUGCAGGCGCUGGACGUGCUGCUGGACUGGGCGCAUCACCACCUGCUGUGGAACCUGUGCGGGGCGUCGGCCUUCCUGGUGCAGAAGAGCUUCAUCUCCCCGGACUAUGUUCAGUACUGGUCUCAGCGGGGAGUGUCUGUAGUGGGCUGGACCAUCAACACAGCCGUGGAGAAACAGUACUACCAGGACGUGCUGAAGAUCAGUUACAUCACAGACAGCCUGAGGGAGGACUGCGAUCCCCACUACUGACCUCAGCCACACCCGGGAAGGGCAAAAACAAACAAACAAACACACACACACCUCUCUCUCUCUCUGACAUACAUGCACACACACACACACCUCUCUCUCUGACACACGCACACAC
Messenger RNA from Anguilla rostrata (American eel), 1489 nucleotides. Its product is annotated as glycerophosphodiester phosphodiesterase 1-like. The coding region runs from base 376 to 1374 and encodes 332 amino acids. The record is from RefSeq and is a predicted model, not a curated record. Gene Ontology annotation, molecular function: glycerophosphodiester phosphodiesterase activity. The transcript has 6 exons. NCBI's taxonomy places the organism in Eukaryota, Metazoa, Chordata, Actinopteri, Anguilliformes, Anguillidae. Gene Ontology annotation, cellular component: plasma membrane. Gene Ontology annotation, biological process: N-acylethanolamine metabolic process; ethanolamine metabolic process; phospholipid metabolic process.